This is a messenger RNA of Rhineura floridana, 748 nucleotides long. RefSeq names its product DNL-type zinc finger (gene DNLZ). The coding region runs from base 22 to 561 and encodes 179 amino acids. Gene Ontology annotation, molecular function: zinc ion binding; protein-folding chaperone binding. The record is from RefSeq and is a predicted model, not a curated record. Gene Ontology annotation, biological process: protein import into mitochondrial matrix; protein stabilization; protein folding. NCBI's taxonomy places the organism in Eukaryota, Metazoa, Chordata, Lepidosauria, Squamata, Rhineuridae. Gene Ontology annotation, cellular component: mitochondrion. The transcript has 3 exons.
CAGCAGCUGCCCGUAGUUAAGAUGGCGGCGGCGGCGGCAGCAGGGGCUUGUGCCGCACUUCUUCUGCGUCGUCCUGUGGGCCUCGGGCAGCUCCUCAGGUGCGGGGCGGCGCGAGGGCUUGGCGGGCGGCGGCGGCAGGCGGCCUCUUUGCCCUCGCUGAUCCCCGCGUCUCCGCAGCGGCGCGACGUGAGCAGUGGGCCGCGUCUCGAGGCGGAGGCGGCGUCCGAGGCCUUGAAGGCCGCGUCGCGGUACAGGCUCGUGUACACGUGCAAGGUAUGUGGGAUGCGGUCGGCAAAAACUAUUUCAAAGGCAGCGUACCACCAUGGAGUGGUGAUCGUGAAAUGUUCCGGCUGCAACAACCACCACAUCAUCGCAGACAACCUGGGCUGGUUCUCGGACUUGGUUGGGAAAAGGAACAUUGAGGAAAUCCUUGCAGCCAGAGGAGAGAAGGUGAGGCGUGUAGCUGGUGAAGAUGCCUUGGAACUCCUUGUCGAGGACCCUGAGUCAGUGGAGUCCCCGAGUCAGCCCUCAGAUGGAGAUGGAGGAAAAGGUCUGACAUGACGGGAUUGCUCAACUCUCCUUUGAGGGGGGAACCGCACACCUUCCAUGCACCCUUAUUUCAACACACAUGGCUUUCUCAAAAGAAAAACUUGGUUGCAAUUGUUUCAGUUAGUUUAAUUUAUCUCUUCCAACCUCCUGGCCUAUCACUUCCUGAUAAAUGCCUUUUUUCCAUCUGGACAAGAUGCAA